UAAUGGAGCAACUCAAAAAAUAAAUCCAAGAGCAAGCUGAAGAAUAAGAUAUAGUUGAGGAUUUAAAUAUCGAAGGAGUGAAAAUCACAAAAUUCACUGAGGAAAUGGCUGCUCUCUUUACUUAACAUCAAUAGCUUCUAGGUUUGGCAUUUGAGAAAUGCGGAUUAACAACACUUGAAGGAUUUCCUAAAUUAAAGAAAUUAUAAAAUUUGGAGUUUCCAAAUAAUUCUUUAACAGGGACAGCAAUUAAAUUUAUAGCAGAUAAUUUCAAAGAAUUGAACAACUUGAAUUUAUCAUAAAAUAAUAUUAAGUCAGUUGAUGUAAUCAUGAAGAAUAACAUGAUAGGAUUUGAAGCCCUUAGCCACUCUAACCAAAUUAGAAUCAUUAGAAUUGAUAGAUAACCCUUUGACCAAAGAAGCAGGAUAUCAUAAAAAGGUGUUCCAACUUAUCCCAUCCCUUAAAGUUUUAGACAAUAAAAAUGAAAAGGGUGAAGAGGUUCUCGAUGUAUUAAAUUAUUUAAUGAUUAGGAUGAAGGUGAUGAAGAUAUUGAUGAUGAUGAAUUUGAUGAAGAUGAUUCAUAUGAUGAAAGUGAAGAUGAUGAAGAAUCAGAGGAGCCAGUUAAGCCAAUCAAAAAAACAAAAAAAUGAC
Messenger RNA from Paramecium pentaurelia, 648 nucleotides. The record is from the annotation of a GenBank genome assembly. Lineage: Eukaryota; Ciliophora; Oligohymenophorea; Peniculida; Parameciidae.